This is a messenger RNA of Cladocopium goreaui, 1806 nucleotides long. NCBI's taxonomy places the organism in Eukaryota, Dinophyceae, Suessiales, Symbiodiniaceae. The record is from the annotation of a GenBank genome assembly.
AUGGCGCCCAAGCUGCGGCUCCUCGCCCCGCGGCCCACGCAGCUGUCCCAGUGGGAACGCAGCUUGGAGCUUGGAGCUGGCUUGGACGUCCUGCGGCGCUCGCAGCUCUUCUGCGAUGUGCAACUGCAGAGCUCGGAUGGCCACUUGGUGCUGUGCCACCAAGUGGUGCUGGCCUCCUGUAGCGAGAAGCUGAAGAAACUCAUGGAACAGGCCAAGGUGCCUGAAAACGGAACCCAGCAUGCUUCCAGUGACAAGAUUCGGGAAGCUGUGACUGGGGCGACGCUACCUGCGCUAUCUGCGGUCUUAGAUUUCAUUUACGCAGGCCAAGCGCAGCUGUGCCAUGCGCAGGUGCCGGAGCUGGCGCGCCUGGCGCGGCGCUGGGAGCUGCUCUCGCUCCAGGAGGCGCUGGCCACGGUGGUCGCCUCGGAGGAGGGCGGCCUGACGCCGGAGGUGGUCGCCGGGCUCUUCGCCUUGGGUGAACCCUUUGGGGAGCAGCUGGGGGCAGCAGCCAGAAGUUAUGUGCUGGGCAACUUCGCCAGCUGUGCCAUGACCGAGCCUUUUGCCCGAUGGCCGCAGAAGGUUUUGGAGCAUCUGCUGAAGAGUGACCAACUGAAUGUCUCCAGUGAGGAGGAAGCACUGCUGUGGGUCACCAAAUGGCGAGCUGCCAAGGCUGGUCGCGAGGAGACCUCCGUGGCGAUUUUGACGGCGAUCCGGUGGCCCUUGAUGUCGCUCCAUAGCUUGGAAACCUUGUCGGACAUGAAGCCUGCAACGCCCAGCAGCUUCGCAGAUACGGUGGCGACCCGCUGCAAGGCCGCCAAAGUGGCGCAUCAGGGGCUGGAGACCCUGCCCAAUGUACGGCAGUCCUUUAACGGUUGGUGGGCAGGUCUGGGCUGUGCCGCCAAGGGAGGAGUGAUCAUGGCUGGUCAGGGCUGUCCAGGAUCCAAGGAAGCGAUCAAGGUCAAGGCCGUGAGGCCCCACGAAGGCACCCUGCUUCUGUUGGAUGCCUCAGAGGAGCCGGGCCGAGUCCUGCAGUGGUUCCUGCGGAUGCACAGCGGACGCAGCGUGGCGGGCAAAGGCAGCGAGCUGGACAUGACCUUUGAGGACAUGGCGGACAUUUGGAGCGGCCCCGACGACGCCUUCUACAUCUUGGACCGCGACGCGGAGCGCGUGGUGCAGGUCCGGCAGGGCGAAGCGGAGCUGGUGAACCAGGGGACCAUCCGCCUGGAGCGGCCCUGCAGCGUGGCGGUGGAGGGCCCGGACCGGGCCAUCUACGUCCUGGACCGCGAAGGCAGUCGCGUGGUGCGCUACGUCCGCGGCCGCGCGGUGCAGGUGGCCGGGGGCACCGAGGCCGGAAGCGGUGCGGCGCAGCUGAACGCGGGGCCGACGGGGCGGAUCUACGCCGCCAAAGGUGGCAGACUCUACAUCUCGGACACCGGAAAUCAUCGGGUGCAGAGAUGGGACCCUGGAGCCAAGGUGGGCAUCACCGUGGCAGGUGGCCACGGCUGCGGAAGCGGUGCAGAUCAGCUGAGCCAUCCAGGUGGCAUUUGGGCUUUGGACAACGGCACCGUGUACGUGGCAGACGUGGGAAACCAUCGUGUGAUGAAAUGGCGCGAUGGUGCCAAAGCAGGUGUUUUGGCCGCGGGUGGCUAUGGCCCCGGUGACGCCUUACAUCAGCUGAAAGAGCCCGUGGAUGUCAUGGUGGACGCCACGGGCGCGCUGAUCGUGGCAGACCUGGGCAAUGCCCGGCUGGUGCGCUGGGCAGCGCCACAGGUGCCCACAGAGCUGCUGCAAGCGCUGAGGGGAUAA